Acanthosepion pharaonis is the source of this 1221-nucleotide messenger RNA. The record is from the annotation of a GenBank genome assembly. NCBI's taxonomy places the organism in Eukaryota, Metazoa, Mollusca, Cephalopoda, Sepiida, Sepiidae.
AUGAUUUCUUUCCCAGAUAAAAUACAGUCUCUCUUUUCCCCUCUCUCUCUCUUUUUUUUCUCUCUCUCUCUCUCUUUUUUCCCUCUCUCUCUCUCUUUUUCUUCUCUCUCUCUCUCUUUUCCCCUCUCUCUUUUUCCCCUCUCUCUCUCUCUCUUUUUCCCUCUCUCUCUCUCUCUUUUCCCCUUUCUCUCUCUCUUCUUCCUCUCUCUCUCUUUUUCCCUUUCUCUCUCUCUCUUUCUCCCUCCUUUCUCUCUCUCUCUUUUCUUUUCUCUCUCUUUUCUCUCUCUUUUUUCCUCUCUCUCUCUUUCCCCCUCUCUCUUUUCCCCUCUCUCUCUUUUCCCCUCUCUCUCUCUUUUCCCCUCUCUCUCUCCCUUUCUUUUUCUCUCUCUCUCUUUUCUUUCUCUCUCUCUCUUUCCCCCCUCUCUCUCUUUUCCCCUCUCUUUUCCCUCUCUCUCUUUUCCCCCCUCUCUCUUUUCCCCCUCUCUCUUUUCCCCUCUCUCUCUCCCCCCCUCUCUCUUUCCCCUCUCUCUCUCUCUCUCUUUCCCCUCUCUCUCUCUUUUUCUCUCUCUCCCCCUCUCUCUUCCCCUCUCUCUUUUUUCCCCUCUCUCUCUCCCCUCUCUCUCUCUCUCUUUCAUCUCCCCUCUCUCUCUUUUCAUCUCUCUCUCUCUUCCCUCUCUUUUCUCUCUCUCUCUCUUUCCUCUCUUUUUCAUCUCUCUCUCUCUUUCCUCUCUUUUUCUCUCUCUCUCUCUUUCCCUCUUUUCAUCUCUCUCUCUUUUUCCUCUCUUUUCAUCUCUCUCUCUCUUUCUCUCUCUUUUUUUCUCUCUCUCUUAUUUCCUCUCUCUCUCUCUCUUUUUCCUCUCUUUUUCAUCUCUCUCUCUCUUUUUUCCUCUUUUUCAUCUCUCUCUCUCUUUUUCCUCUCUUUUCAUCUCUCUCUCUCUUUUCCUCUCUUUUUCAUCUCUCUCUCUCUUUUUCCUCUCUUUUUCAUCUCUCUCUCUCUCUUUUUCCUCUCUUUUUCAUCUCUCUCUCUCUCUUUUUCCUCUCUUUUUCAUCUCUCUCUCUCUUUUUCCUCUCUUUUUCAUCUCUCUCUCUCUCUUUUUCCUCUCUUUUUCAUCUCUCUCUCUCUCUUUUUCCUCUCUUUUUCAUCUCUCUCUCUCUCUUUUUCCUCUCUUUUUCAUCUCUCUCUCUCUUUCAUCUCUCUCCAUUUCACCCCAAGCAAGGUAG